This is a messenger RNA of Cryphonectria parasitica EP155, 960 nucleotides long. RefSeq lists its product as uncharacterized. The transcript is spliced from 4 exons. The record is from RefSeq and is a predicted model, not a curated record. Bases 1 to 960 code for a protein of 319 amino acids. Lineage: Eukaryota; Fungi; Ascomycota; Sordariomycetes; Diaporthales; Cryphonectriaceae.
AUGUCGGUCUUACAGCAGCCGGUGAAGAUGAGAAGAAAAAAAUGGGAGGACAAGAGACUUGAAGGAGUCCGAAACAACAGGCGAGUCUUCUGGAAGGAUGUACUGUAUUCACAGGAUGCGACGAGCCAAGUGGACCGCCGUUCCACCGUGCAGGCUGAUCUGGAGAAGGACGGUGGGAGACAUGACGAUAACUCGACCGCCUACCAACCAACCGCCCGCCUCCGAUUAUUUGUGGAACAAGGGAACCUGCGUGUCCUGAACCCUUUGUGCAACGAGAGAGAAGGAGAGAGCUACAGGAUGGCCCGCGAUCGUACAGCGGCAACUCGCCUUGCACUCGGGGAGGGUGGAGAGCUAUCAGUGACGCUUCAAGUCAUGUACCGUCUCAAAAUUGGCCUGAGGCUGGAUAGGAUGUACCGGCAACAUCGACUUCGAGAGAGGGAGGGGGAAGGGUUGUUGAUAUGCAACAUACCUGAAGAAGCAAGCACAUGUGCCUCUUCAGGCAUAGCCGGAAAAGAAUUAUCUGAGCCUCCAGGUCUUUUCGAGCUCGCACUGUCUGCGCAGAUUCACUAUAACCAUGGUACGGUAGUAGUAAGUUCCUGGUACCGUCCUGGCCUUUUUGCUAGAAAAAGGGGAAGAAGAGCGAAGGCGGGAGCGAAGGGGAAAAGCCAAGCAGCAGCACUGCAGUAUUUCUCGCAGCCUCCGAUGCCGACCGGUCAAGCAGUCGAGCUACUCCUCGAUGUUGCGUUGCGUUGCAUAUGCCGGGGACCACUGCAGCAGCAGCAGCUUAAGCGACAACGCCGGUCCUCCGCUAACCAUCGCCUCGACGGCUGGGUCUACCUGAGACGGACGGGACGAGACAGGGUGGCAAUUCUCUCAACAGAAAACAGAAGAGGGGAAAAGAAAAUUUCCUCUGAGGACAGCCGAAUUUACAAGACCCUGCAACAUCAACAAAAUAGAUAA